This is a messenger RNA of Dromiciops gliroides (monito del monte), 345 nucleotides long. Its product is annotated as small integral membrane protein 1-like. NCBI's taxonomy places the organism in Eukaryota, Metazoa, Chordata, Mammalia, Microbiotheria, Microbiotheriidae. The transcript has a single exon. The record is from RefSeq and is a predicted model, not a curated record. Bases 1 to 231 code for a protein of 76 amino acids.
AUGAUAGAACCCCAGGAGAGCAGUGUCCAGUACAGCAGAAGGAGCAAGAGCCAGGAUGAGGUCAGCAUGAACAUGCAGGUCUCUGAGAGCUCUGGCUGUGAGCAGAUCUACACCAAACUAGGCACCGGGAAGCUGAGCAUCGCAAUGAAGGUAGCAGGCGGAAUCAUUAUGUUCUGGAUCAUCUUCAUCAUCGGCUAUGUCACUGGCUACUAUAUCCACAAGUGCAAGUAGUGCUCGUCUGAAUCUGCUGGACACCUUUACCAAGAGCCCUCCACCUACCCAGAGACCUCUUACUUCCUGGCUCAGACCACCGGGCCAGGCUGGCCCCUGGGGGCACAAACACCU